UUUAGCAAAAGCUUUUUUUGAAUAACCUGAAAAAAAGCCUCCUGUAGGCAGAGAUGGAAUUGAAUAAAAAAAGGACAGAAUGCAGCAGUAGCAAAGAAACAGUACAACAAACUGUGGAACCAGAAAUUUAAGACUAGAAUAACACAAACAUUAUGAGGAAAAUCCUAAGAAAUCACAGGUUCUUUAUUGAUAGACUAUGAAAGCAUGGUGAAUAUGCUUCAUGUCUGCUUGAAUUCAUACAUCAUAAAGUGACAUAAAACUGACACAUGAUUGUUUCUGCAGUAUGAAUACUUUCAACCAGUAUCACAACAAUUUUUUUUUCCAAUUAUGACAAAAUAAAGCAAAAUAAAAUAUGAAUGCAUUGUUACGCUGGUGGGGCCCCAUGGUAAAUAAUGGGUACCCUAUUCAUUUUUUCGCCCCUGCCGUUCAAACCCAUAGAUAGGCCUAUAUAUAAAGGAUAUAUAUAAAAGCCUUUAUAUAUAUCUAUGUUAAAACCCAAUAACUGAGCGUUUUGCAGAUCGGAAUCCAAAUUCUGUAGCCACACCCACUUUGAAAAUAAUAUGACGUCGGUUUCCAUGGCAGCAAAAAAAGCUAAGCGUAUCCUGGGAAACAAAAUCCCGCAAAACACUGACCCGUCACAUGUGCUCAGAAUGGAUCUAUCAUCGUUCCAGAACUUGCAGGCGCUCUCUGCCUUGCUAACAACGCAGGACGAUAACGAUGACUGCAAAAGUGCGAAACCAAUUGCCAAAAUGGGCCCAGGACAUAUUGGGCACUGUGCUUCAUCCAAAGCUACAAAAGAAGCAACAACACCUUAUGCUCAGAGGAACAGCAAGGAUAUUUGGAGUGAGGAAGAAGUGUCAGAGGGGGGCCAGUAUGAUGACGUCGCUGACCCACGUCCCCAGCCAGAAUAUGAAGUAAUACUAAGGCAGAAUGUUGGGACAGAGGAUCUGUUUCUGGGGAUGAGCAGGAAAGACCCCUCCUCCAUGUGCUGUGAGGGCAUGCUGGUGAAAAUCAAGCUGCCUGAUACAAAAGCAACUGAUGUCGUUUUGGAUGUAAAGGAGACAUUUCUUGAUCUUCGAACACCAAAAUAUCGACUAGGUUUACAUCUUCCACACCCGGUCCACAGUCAGGAGGCAAAGGCCAAGUUCUUCAGCGAACAGGAGACGCUGGAGGUCACUCUACUCAUGAACCGCCUCAUGGAUUCUAUUAACCUGUCAUGAGAGAGAGGACGAGGGAAUGCUCAAGUACUCUGUGACUUGUUCAGUGAUCUGCUUUGGGAACAUGUAUUAAGGCAGGAGCUUAACAAGUGAUGAAAAUGUAAAACAUCCCAUCAAAACUUAGUUUGAUGGGAUAUGACAAGUUAGUCUUGUGCAAAAUAUAUACUGUAUUUUUAUUAAUAAAGCCUAUUCUUACUACCUUG
This is a messenger RNA of Osmerus eperlanus (European smelt), 1420 nucleotides long. RefSeq names its product dynein axonemal assembly factor 6 (gene dnaaf6). Bases 561 to 1220 code for a protein of 219 amino acids. Gene Ontology annotation, biological process: flagellated sperm motility; axonemal dynein complex assembly. The record is from RefSeq and is a predicted model, not a curated record. The transcript is spliced from 7 exons. Gene Ontology annotation, molecular function: dynein intermediate chain binding; protein-folding chaperone binding. Lineage: Eukaryota; Metazoa; Chordata; Actinopteri; Osmeriformes; Osmeridae. Gene Ontology annotation, cellular component: cytoplasm.